Molecule: messenger RNA, 3432 nt
Organism: Ceutorhynchus assimilis (cabbage seed weevil)
Lineage: Eukaryota; Metazoa; Arthropoda; Insecta; Coleoptera; Curculionidae
Source: the annotation of a GenBank genome assembly
CGCCUAUUUCAACAGGCACACGGACAAUUAUUAUUAUCAAACAAAAAUGCAUAUCAGAAAAUAAUAAUUAGUAUUUCCUAUUGUUUUGGCUAGUGCGGUUCAGUGGUUGGUUAAUUGUAAAAAAACGCAGAAAAAAAAAAAAUGACGACUGUUGCUGAAUAUAUUGGAGAUUUCCUUAGGGAAAAAGCAGACAAAAGAGUAUCAAAUUGGUUCCUCAUGUCUAGCCUAAUGCCCACCCUAGGCAUAAUCUCCAUCUAUUUGACGCUCGUCUACGUAAUUUUGCCCGCCUACAUGAAAAAUCGUAAGCCUUUCCAAUUAACCAAAAUCAUCAAAGCCUACAACCUGUUCCAAAUCACAUCUUGCUCGAUUAUAAUUUACUGGAUGGCAACCUCCGGAUGGGUGCAAGGUGAUUAUAGCCUCGGUUGCCAACCAAUCGAUUAUUCCAACAACCCGAAAGCCUUAUAUUUGCUGCAAGGAUUCCACUGGACAUACUUUUUAAAAAUGACAGAACUCAUCGAAACCAUAUUUUUCAUACUCAGAAAGAAAAACAACCAAGUGACUAAGUUGCACGUUUACCAUCACGCUUCUUCGAUGACAUUGGCCUGGAUUGGUUGCAAAUUCAUUGGAGGUGGUAUGUCUUGUGUUCCAGUCCUGUUAAACUCAUUUAUUCACAUACUGAUGUACACAUAUUACUAUUUAGCAGCGCUGGGACCUUCUUGGCAAAAACGCCUGGCUCCUUGGAAACCCAGAUUGACCAUUGCACAAAUGGUCCAGUUCACUCUACUCAUCAUCCACUCCAUGGCAGUUUUCAGUCCCAAUUGUGCAGGUCCGCGACCGUUUAUACUCUUGUAUCUGCCCAAUGUUGUCAUUAUAUAUAAAAUGUUCUACGACUUUUACAAAGCAAGUUAUCACGCGAAAAAAACAGCCCAGAAAGUAAAAUAGUACAAAUUAGAGAUUGAAGUUUACCGGUAAUUUUCAUUUGUUCUUUCUUAGUGGUAAUUUACCGGUAAUUUUGCGGUUAUUUUGGUAAUUUUGGAAAUAUUUCAUGAUUCAUGAAAGAAACAAUUAUGAUUAUAUACUAUACCUACCUAUACAUUCAAGGAUUAUAGAUUUUGAGGAUGUUUUACCUAAACACCCAUUUAUUAUAAAUUAUAAUAUUGUUUGUUGUAAAACAUAACCUCAUAGAAAUAUUACAAUAUUUAAACAAAUAAACGAAAAACAAGCAAAGAAAAUCAGACAAAAAUAAAAUAGAAAUAAAUUCUCCUUAAUCUGGUGCUAAACUAAAUACCUAUCGCUGUAUGCAACAUCCUCUUUUAACUUAAAAGCACUUUUUAAAACUGGUACCUUUAAAAAUUUGUAUGGCUUAGUACAGAAUCUUAAAAGUGACCAGUUUUAAAAAGUGCUUUUAAGUUAAAAGAGGAUGUCGCAUACAGCUGCUAGUAAAGUAAAUACCUACUUUUAAAGGGCAAAAAGAAAACAAAUAAAUAAAAUGAGUUGAAUAAGGAUAGCAUAAGAGAUUUUUUUGGGGGUUUUUGCUACCUGUGCUUCUGUAGGGUUUUUGUGUUUUAAGGUCUUUGACAUUCCAAAUGAUAAUCUCUAACUCAGAACUCAACAAAAACCAACCAGGUUUUUGAAAUAGGUUUUUCCUACAAGCACAAUGUUUUAAUUCAAAAUAUAGGUACUAUGUACUUAUUUUUCACUUCAAAUCAAAUUACUAUACAUAUAUCUAUAGGUACUAUUUUCCAUUGAGAAAACCUAGAUCUUACACAGAUUUUUUGAUCAAUUUUUGAUAAAUUAGAUGUACAAAAAUACUUGUGGAAAAACAUUACACCUAACCUGCGGAAAAUGUCUUUUUCACCCUUGACAGCUUGCCAACUGCCGUCGCGUGGGGAAAAGCACCACUUUCCGCACUUGUUUGGUAAAUAACUAUUCAUUUAUGCCAACCCUGAAAGCGCGUUACAGAUUCACAAUUUCACAACAAGAUGGCGAAUAAUGCAUGAGUAGGAUUGUCGCCUGAACGUGAUUUCAUUCAGGAAGCAUUUCUGAAAAUUACCGGUAAAGAAAUUUGUCGGGUUAAAUUACCAAAAUUACCUUACCAAAAUUAUCGUUACCGCAGUAACGUUACCACACUUUAAUCUCUAGUACAAAUAUACCUAUUAUGAUUAUAAUGUAAUUAGAACAUUUGCAAAUCAAGUCAGCAUGAUUUGGCACAAAUUUUGAUGCACUGAUUCAAUUUUCAAAUUAAAAAUUGUAAUCUUUGAUUAUGUAAAUAAUAAAUAGGUUUGAACUUCAAUACCGCAAUAGUUUCAUUCACCUCUUAUGCUUUUCUGCUACAUAUGUAUUGCAUAGUUACAAUGUAAAAGAAAAAUUACUUUGUUUUUAAAUGGCAACAGAUUUGAAUUGUGUAGGCAUGUGUGUAUUUUGCAUAUUAUUAUGUCUAUAGUAAAAAAUUGAAUUUUGAACUAUUUUUUACUAUGGUUCAGGUUAAUCAUCAACUCAUUGUUUUAUUGUAAAACAUAUUUAAUUGACCCUAAUCACUAAGCAAGCACUACAUUUAAUGAGUCGUUCCUUAUUACGGACUGAUACACAUAUAAUUUACAGAAAAAAUGGUUUCACAUUAACUUUAUCAAAUAAAUGUAAAAAUGCAUUACGUAGGUACAUGUCAAUUUAUCAAGAGAACAUUAAAUUUUUAAUUAUUCUAUCAUUUUUCAUAUGGAGUGCCAUGGAUGAAAAAUAAUUGGGCAUAUUGAGGUACGCAGUCAUAAUUUGUCCACUUUUAAUAAUAUUUUGAACACUACUUUCUGGGAUUGUUGUUACCUAAUGUUUGACUUUAUCCACUGAAAGCAGAGGUAAAAUUUAAUGUAAAUUCCUUUUCAGGACUUUUUUUUUGAGGCUUUAAUGCAUAUAAAAAAUUUAGGAUUUCUACAAUUUUUGGUCUAUUGGAAAGUUAGUUAGUCGACAGCCAUACACAAUCAUUUAUAACUUGGUUGACAAGUUAAUGUAUAACUUAAUGAGAUUUCAAAUCAUGGAAAAUGUCGUUGACCUGCGACUUCACACAUAUUUAGUUUAGUCUAGUUUAGUUUGAAAAGCAAACUUUAAGUAAUAUAUUUGAGACUAGUUAGAUAUAGCAGGUUGUCUUAUGAUUUACCGGAUGUUGACUUUUUUAGUUUGACAUUUUCUUUAACAGGUCGAUUAAAAGGAUGCAAAUACACUCAGUGCGCACUGAAUCUACCAAUGGGAAACGCCAUAAGACACUGAUUCAGCGGAAUGAUUGAUUCUGUUAUGUUUGGUUAUUGUGUUAAAGGUGUAAAACGGCUUAACUGUCAAUAAGGGUUCAUUGUCAAUUGUUACUAUUUGUAUGUUAUUGCAGCAUCUAUCCAAUGUUAAUCUUAUUUUAAAAAACAUAUAAGUAUUAAUAUAGUUUUUAUUUUA